Molecule: messenger RNA, 1158 nt
Organism: Dictyostelium discoideum AX4
Lineage: Eukaryota; Evosea; Eumycetozoa; Dictyosteliales; Dictyosteliaceae
Gene: psmD13
Product: 26S proteasome non-ATPase regulatory subunit 13
Exons: 5
Coding region: 1-1158 (385 amino acids)
Cellular component (GO): proteasome complex
Source: RefSeq, a predicted model, not a curated record
AUGGCAACAUAUAAACCAUUAGAAUAUUUAGAACAUUUAAAAAAGAUUGUACCAGAUCUCUCUGAUCAAAUCAAUAAUAUUAAAGAUACAUAUGAAAAUAAAUUAUGGCAUCAAUUAACAAAACAAAUUGAAAUGAUUAUCAUUUCUCCACAAUUAUUGGAGAAAAAAGAGUUAUUUAAUUUUUAUACAAACUUUAUCAGAGACUUUGAAAAUAAAUUAAGACCAUUAAGUUUAGUUGAAAUUUGUAUUGCUGUUGCAAGACAAUUUGAUACUGAUGAAAGUAGAAAAUUCAUUGAAACUAUUUCUCAAAAAGUUAAAAAAGAUAAAUCAGCAUACAUUUUAACCUUAUCAUAUAUUGCAAAUAUGAAUUUACGUUCAGGUGUUGCAGAACAAUUACAAGAUUGUAAAAAAACAUUAGAAUUAGCAAAAGAAGAAUUACAAGGAGUCACUGGUUUAGAUACAAUUGUUUAUUCUUCAUUUUAUCGUGUUUCAACUGAUUAUCAUAUGGCAAAGAGUCAAGCAAGUGAAUUUUAUAAAAAUGCUUUAAUGUACUUAUCAUACUGUAAAUUAGAAACAAUCUCUCAAGAAGAACAAGCAAGUCUUGCUUAUAAUUUAUGUAUUGCCGCUUUAGUUGGUGAAAAUGUUUAUGGUUUUGGUGAUUUAAUUGCAAAUCCAAUUCUUAAAGCAUUAGAAGGAUCACAACAUAAUUGGUUAAUUGCAUUUUUAAAGGCAUUCAAUAUUGGUGAUAUUCAACAAUUUGAAGGAUUAAUGUCACAACAUCGUGAUAUUAUUUCAACACAAACUGCAAUCACAAAUAAUAUGCAAAAAUUAAGACAAAAGAUAUCGAUUCUCUCUUUGUUAGAAUUGGCUUUUAGAACACCAUCUGACAAGAGAUCAAUUUCAUUUUCAAAGAUUGCUCAAGCCACUAAAUUACCAUUAGGUGAGAUUGAACAUCUUUUAAUGAAAUCACUUUCAUUAAAUUUGAUCAAAGGUUCAAUCGAUCAAACUGUUGAAAUCAUUCACAUCACUUGGGUCACUCCAAGAAUUUUAGAUCUUAAUCAAAUCAAUUCAAUGAAUAAUAGAAUCGCUGAAUGGACUGAAAAAGCAAAAACUUCUUUAAGAUUAGUUGAAGAUGAUACUGUUGAUUUAGUUGCUUAA